Rotaria socialis is the source of this 2550-nucleotide messenger RNA. The record is from the annotation of a GenBank genome assembly. NCBI's taxonomy places the organism in Eukaryota, Metazoa, Rotifera, Eurotatoria, Philodinida, Philodinidae.
AUGGGAAUAAAGCGUUUUAUCAUUCUGAUUGUUAUCAGCCAUAUAGUGCUAUUUUAUUCAAUAUUUGAUGUUUACUUUACAUCACCAAUUAAUCAUGGCAUGCCUGUACAUCGGUCAACUCGAUCGCCACAUGCAAAACGUCUUGUAAUUUUUGUUGCUGAUGGUCUUCGAGCUGAUAAAUUGUUUCAACAUAUGAAUAAUACACCAUAUCUUCAUUCUAUUAUUCAGAAUAGAACAAGUUUGAGUGGUAUUUCACAUACACGUGUACCAACUGAAUCUCGUCCGGGUCAUGUAGCAAUUAUUUCUGGUUUCUAUGAAGACGUGUCUGCUGUGACACGUGGAUGGAAAGAAAAUCCAGUUGAAUUCGAUUCGGUAUUUAAUCGAAGUACAUAUACAUUUGGUUUUGGUAGUCCUGAUAUUGUUCCAAUGUUUAAACGUGGUCAAUCUUAUGAACAUUUCUAUAUUGAAUGUUAUCAUUCGAAUAAUGAAGAAUUCGGCAAUGAUCGUGCACAUGAAUUAGACCUUUGGGUUGAAAGACAGUUCGAAAAAUUCCUAUUAAAUAACACACUAACAGCCGAAUUAAAUAAAGAUAAAAUAAUUUUCUUUUUCCAUUUACUUGGUAUCGAUACCAAUGGCCAUUCACAUAAACCAUGGUCAGAUGUUUAUAUGAAGAAUAUUCAUAUUGUCGAUGGCAUUGUGCAAAGACUUGAGAAUUUAAUUGAAAACUAUUAUAAAUAUGACAGAAAAACUACUUAUAUAUUUACAUCGGAUCAUGGUAUGACCGAUUGGGGUUCACAUGGUGCUGGUGAUGACACAGAAACAUUAACACCAAUAAUUGCUUGGGGAUCAGGUAUUCCUUCAUCACAACAUGGCAAUGUUCAUAUUGAACAAGCAGAUAUAUGUCCCUUGAUGUCUUAUUUUCUCGGGCUUGAUUAUUCAACAAAUUCAGUUGGCCGUUUACCAAUUAAUUAUCUAGUGCCAGUCGAUGAAGCUAUUUUACAAGCUUACAUUCAAAAUGCUCGACAGUUAUUGGAACAAGUUCAUAAACAACAUGAUAUUUUAAAGAAACGUUUACUAUUCGUUAAACCAUUUGAAUUGAACGAAGAAAAAUUCUUUGAACGUAUGCAAACAGGCGAAGGCUAUAUGAAUAUGUAUCAAAUUCGAGAUGAUAUUACAGAUUUUAUGCGUCGAAUUGCUUUAGCUAGUCAUUAUUAUCAUACAUACCGACGAUUUUUACUGAGUAUACUGAUUAUUAUGGGUUUUUUUACAUCGAUUUCGACGAUUUUAUAUCAAUUAAAUCCAAUAAAACCACAACGAUCAUCAAUAGCGUUGUUUUGUAAAAUUCUAUCGAUUUUAACUUUCAUUCUGUUAUUAGUUGAACAAUCACCUUGGACACACUUGUUAUAUCCAGCACUUGUUUGCAUACAUACAUGGCUUUCAGGGGAUUUUGCUAUUUAUUGGAUAAGACAAAAUGUUUUUAAUCAGAUAAAAUCUUUUCCAUUUUGGUUGAACUCACUAAUGGUUGGACUCUUUUUACAAGCAUAUAUUUUACCAUUCUUUUAUCGUUGGACGAUGUCAAUAGGUGUUUUCCUACUAUGUAUUGAUGCUAGUCGACGGUGGCAAGGAUCUUUACUUCAUGAUCGUCGUCGAUUAGCCUAUGGAAUUUUACUUUUAAUUAUUCUCAUUUUUCCAUUUCUACCAACAGUUGGUACAAUAAAAACCACAUUAUCAUGGUGUACUCUAUUAACUGGUAUGAUAACAUUAACGUUGCAUUAUCUUUAUUUCAAAUUUGAAUCUCAUCAAUUGUAUAUAUAUUCUAUUCAACGUACUUGUUUAAUAGUUGCUAUGACGGAUAAUUACUUUGUACAUCAUUUAUCAAUUCGUUCUCCAUUAAUUCAUUUAGCGAGUUGGAUUAUUUUAAUAAUUUCAUGUUUUCUGCCAUUUUUAUCAUCAUCAAAAUAUCGUUUAAAACGAUUGAUUAUUAUUCUAACAUCAAUUUUAACGAUUUACAUUCUUCUUUCAACACAAUAUGAAUCAUUGUUUGUUCUAAUUCUUUGUUUAUUAAUGUUAACAUGGAUAAUAACUUAUGAAGAACAAAAAGAAAAUAUUCAAUUAUUUACAUUUCAAUCAUUACUAUUUAUUCUUCUCGCUUUUUUUGGUACAGGUAAUUUUGCAUCAAUAAAUUCAUUUGAUCCAUCGAAUGUUUAUUGCUUUCUGACAAUAUUCAAUCCAUUUUUAAUGAGUUGUAUUAUUUUAAUUAAAUGUAUAUUACCGAUACUUAUUGUUACUUGUGCAACAGCAUAUGUUAUUAAAAAUCCUGAUAUGAUUAAAUAUUUUCGUUUAUAUACAUUAAUUAUCUGUGAUUUAUUAGCACUUGAACUUUUUUUCUUUAUCAAAACUGAAGGUAGUUGGUUACAAAUAGGUGAAAGUAUAAGUCGUUAUGUUAUACUUAUGGCAAUGAUUGUUAUUCUAUCAGGAUUUCAUUUUCUUGCAAGUUUAUUAUUACAAAAAGAGUUCAAAUGUACUCGUGUAAAACAUAUUCCAAAAUAA